Molecule: messenger RNA, 7159 nt
Organism: Equus quagga
Lineage: Eukaryota; Metazoa; Chordata; Mammalia; Perissodactyla; Equidae
Gene: CES3
Product: carboxylesterase 3
Exons: 13
Coding region: 37-1743 (568 amino acids)
Source: RefSeq, a predicted model, not a curated record
GCCAGUUCUGCCCACAGUUGGUUGUGAGUGAGGAGCAUGGGAACACUGGUAAGAACUGGAUCCAGGGUCUUGGUCUGGGUGGCCUGUCUGCUCCUGGCAUUCCCCGCCACACCCCAUGGGUCAGAGAUCACUCAGCCUGAAGUGGACACUACCCUGGGCCGAGUGCGAGGCCGGCAGGUGGGCGUGAAGGGCACAGACCGCCUUGUGAAUGUCUUCCUGGGCAUCCCGUUCGCCCAGCCACCUCUGGGGCCUGGCCGGUUCUCAGCCCCACGCCCAGCGCAGUCCUGGGAAGGUGUGCGAGAUGCUAGCACUGCUCCCCCAAUGUGCCUGCAAGAUCUGGAGAGAAUGAACAACGGCAGAUUCGUGCUGAAUGGAAAGCACCAGAUCUUCCCUAUUUCGGAGGACUGCCUGAUCCUCAACAUCUAUAGCCCAGCUGAGGCCACAGCAGGGGCCGGGAAGCCGGUCAUGGUAUGGAUCCACGGGGGCGCUCUCUUGCUUGGCGCUGCCACCUCCCAGGAUGGGUCAGCCCUGGCCGCCUAUGGGGAUGUGGUAGUGGUCACAGUCCAGUACCGCCUAGGGCUCCCUGGCUUCUUCAGCACUGGGGACAAGCACGCAGCUGGUAACUGGGGCUUCCUAGAUGUGGUGGCUGCUCUGCACUGGGUACAGGGGAACAUCACCCCCUUUGGGGGUGACCCGAACUCUGUCACCAUUUUUGGAGGAUCAGCUGGUGCCUGCAUUGUCUCUGCCCUGGUCCUGUCCCCGCUGGCUGCAGGGUUGUUCCACAGAGCCAUAGCACAGAGUGGAGUCAUCACCCAGCCAGGGUUACUGGAUUCUGACCCUUGGCCUCUGGCUCAGAGCUUCGCAGACUUCUUGGCCUGCAGCUCCAACUCCUCAGCUGAGAUGGUACAGUGCCUUCGUCAGAAGGCAAGCAAAGAGCUGAUCCUUCCCAAGACGAUGAGAAUUACAGCUGCCUACACCAUUGAUGGCACCUUCUUUCCCAAGACCCCCAAGGAGCUCCUGAGGGAGAGGCGGUUCCACUCUGUGCCCUUCCUCCUGGGUGUCAACAAUCACGAGUUUGGCUGGCUUAUCCCCAGGGGCUGGGGUAUCCUGGACAAGAUGGAGCAGAUGAACAUGGAAGACGUACUGGCCACGUUGAGGCCCUACUUAACCAAACUGGAUGUGCCCCAUGAGGUGAUGUCCACCAUCAUGGACGAAUACCAAGGCAGCAGAUCACACGCACACGCCAAACGCGAGGCCUUCCAGGAACUGUUGAGCGACAUUAUCCUAAACUUUCCCAUUUUGAAUUUCUCAAGAAACCUCCGAGAUUCUGGGGUCUCUGUCUUUUUCUAUGAGUUCCAGCAUCGGCCCAGUUCCUUUGUGAAGAUCAAGCCAGCCUGGGUGAAGGCUGAUCAUGGGGCUGAGACUGCCUUCAUUUUCGGGGGCCCCUUCCUCACAGAUGAGAGCUCCACACUGGCCUUUCCAGAAGCCACAGAGGAGGAGAAGCAGCUGAGUCUCACCAUGAUGGCCCAGUGGACCCACUUUGCCCGGACAGGGAACCCCAAUGGCGAGGGGCUGCCUUCUUGGCCCCCAUUCAACCAGUCAGAGCAAUACCUGGAAAUCAGCGUGGUGCCACGGGUCGGCGAAAAGCUAAGGGAAGCCCAAAGGCGGUUCUGGGAAGAGAUAUAUCCCACCAAGAUCCGGCAGUGGGAGCAGAAGGGCAGCAAGGCCCAGGAGGAGCUCUGAGGCAGGGCCUGGGUCUUCUUGGCUGGGGGCCAACCCUAGGGGUGGCAGAGUCCCAGCAGGGCAGCCUCCUUCUCCCCCUGCUAAGAAACAUUUACUCAAACCAAGCUGGUGUGUGGUCCUGUCCCUUAGAGCAUCAGCCCCUCCAUGUGUGGCAUUGUGCUCUUUUGAAGUAUCAUCUGCUUCCCUCCUUGGGGUCCUUUGCACAAACUCCUCCUUCUUCCUGAAGCGCCUUUCCCAUUUGCUUCACUGAAAGUUCCAGCUCAUUCCUCAAACUCCCCAGAGGAACCUCCUCCUCCAGGAAACCUUCCCUGUCUUCUCUGGGCCUGGCCCUGAGGCUGUGUCCCUUACAGCAUAGCCCACUCUAGGCUAGCACUCUCUAUGUCUCUGUCUCUUUCCUGCUCUGAGGAGCUCUGAGAGUGGAAAUCAGCCUGACCCUACUCUGCAUGUCCCAUACCAGGAUCAAGCAGGACCUGGAGUCAGGGCCUGUUUGGUGAGUGAAUAAAAGGCUGAGAGAGUAUGUGAAUGGUGGCUGCUGGACAUGAACCCAGACCCUUCAGGUGCCAAAGCUAUGCUCAGUGCUGCACAGACGGUGUCCUCCCUGGCCAGAGGGUGGGUAGACUCCAAAGGCAGAGACCUGAGGUGAGGGGAGUGCUAAGGCAUCAGGGGAUCCUGCCUAGAACAGAUCUCAUCCCCUAGCAGCCUCUUACUAGAGCUGGGGGAGGUCCCCUUUCUCCAUGUUGUCCAGUCUUUGCUCCUGAACAAGACAGAGCAGAGCCCAGCAGGGCCAGAGCCCUGACCCUUAGGACGUGAAGGGCAAGCUUCCCAGCCCUAGUGCCUCAACCCUUUAUGGCCUAGCUGGGACCCCUCCCCUCCGGGCUAGGGGAGACCACUUCUGGGAGAACUCAGCACAGCUCCCAGAGCACCUACCAGGACACAGAACAGAUUGGGGGAGGGUGUCUGGGCUGGUGCAUCAGUCAGGCUGUUGUCACAGAGAAAAGAAGAAGGCUACCCACUCAGGCUACAACAGAUGCAAAGCAGCCAGAGGUUUCUGAGUGGGGGUAAAUAUUUCUCUUCUUGAGGAUCAAUGCGUCAUUCCCUUGAAACAUCUGGAUUUUAAUACCUAUCACAAUGGCUUCACCUGCCCUCACUAUCCCAUGCCACCAGCUGCAAUCCACAGACACCCGGUCUCAGUCAGACGGAGUUCCUGGCUACUGGUGGUUCCUGAAGAGCACUUGCAGUCGGGACCAGUUCUGUUCUGGGAAGUCUAUUUGGGGCAGGAAGGGGAGACAUAAAGCCAGAGGGACUCUGAGUCAUGCACUCCCUGUUACCCUUAGGGUGAGCCAAGCCCUUAUGUGGCAUUGAAGGCCUCUUGUUCUCGUCCCCUUCUCUCUACCAGGAAAGCUCGUCCCCACAAGCUGGUAGAGAGCCUGACAAGGAAGCAGGCCCCACUCACACAGUGUGUUCCUGGGGACACAAAGGGCUCUAGGAGCACAGAGGCCUAGACUGGCCCUGACUUCGGGGACUGGGAAGGAGAGACGUCUAAGCUGAGAGCUGAAGGAGAAGCAGAACUUAACUCAAAUGUGCAGCCAGAGUAGUAGACUCGAGGGACGGGGAGCACGUGGAAAGGCUGUUCCUGGCAGAGGGAACAGCAGGAGCAAAGACCUGGAGGUUGAGACGCGCUGAGGAAACACAGCUCUGCACAGCUGGAGAGGUCGGACUGUGAGGGGCCUUGGGCUGCAGUGGGGGUGUGGACUUGAGGGAAAUGGAGAGCCCUGGGAAGGCGACAUGCACAGAUCUGCCGUGUGGAGGGUGGUUGGGGGGUGGUGAGAGUGGGGGUGCAGAGCAGAGAGGGCGCCAGUGCGGGCUUCCAGGUAGACGGAGAGGCACCGGUGGGUUCUGGAAUUAGAGUUGACUGACAGACCUGGUGACUGGCAGACAGACCUGGCGACUGACGGGACACGAAGGUGAGGGGAAGGAAGACUCCUAGGGGCAGCUUGGAGGCGAGCAGGACCGGGCUGGGAAUCAAGGACUCAGUUUGGCCCACGCUGGACAUACACAGAGCCUCCUCCUGCAAGCCUGAAGGUGCACCACACCUGGCAGCCGUGUGGGGCACCAUCACAGGCUUUGGUGUCACCAUCGCCAGAGGGCUCUGGAGAGGGUAGGCAAGGCCUCAGACCCUGUCCCACUGCCAACUUUCCCUCCCUCCCCUCUCUGCGGCUCCUAGAGCUUCCUCCACACGGGGAGCAGGGGGAAUGGCCUGGCACCCCAGUGGCUGGGGUGGGGCGGGGCGGGGGUGUUCACACAAGGUGAGUGCUCCUGGGAUCUGGCUCCUCUUGCCUCUCUAGUCCUUCUUCCCUGGGCCUCUGCCCCUGAGGCUCACGGAAUGUCCCUCCCUUGCCAACGGAUAGCAGGAGCCAGGAGCCUUGCAGAGCUGGUGGGGACAAGCCAGGCGGCACCCACAGACUCAGACUUGCUGGGCCCUGCAGUGCGGAGACCGGUGCACCCAGGGGGCCUCCUUGCGGCCGAGUCCCAGGAAGGGCUGUGUGAGCUCUGUGAGCACCAGGGGGUGCUGUGGGAUCAUACGUGGACACCUGGACCCAGACACCCAGAGGUAAAGCACCAAACUUACACACACACACACACACACACACACACACACACACACACACACACACCAAUAGUGUUCCAAUCCAGUUCUGCAAUUUACUGGAUGUGUAUCUGAGCAAGUUAUUUAGCUUCUUUGUUCCUCAGUUUUCCCAUCUGUAAAAUGGUAGCAAUAAUGGUGUUCCCCCUCGUAGACCUACUGAGAGUGUUGAAUGAUCAUUAACUGUAAAGUGCCUGGAAUAGUGCCUGGUACACAGCAAAUGCUCAGUAAAUGCUCCCUGGUGUAGAUGUGGACACAGACUCCAAUUACACUGUCUGAGAAAAUCAUGUUGCUCCCUCACCUGCAAUUUAAAGAUGGAAGAAUUGGGGGAUGUUAGGGGAUGUCAUCAUAAUUUGGGCAUGGGCCUCUUCCACCUUAAAACCACUCUUGGGCCUGUAACUUUCCAGAAGAGGUGGCAGAUGGAGCCCUGUGAUGUUCUGAAUGGUAGGCUGAGUGCCCUCUGGGAGUCCCCAGCCCUCCCUUAGGGUCUCAGGGAAGCCGUCAUCCAAGCCCCUCCUCCACUCUACCUGCAGCCCCUCCUCUUGAAUUUUAGACCCACCACCUCCCCUCCUUCCACAGUUCCCAGCCCAGCUUGCCCAGGCCCUGGGAGGGCUACUCCAAGAAUUGAAAGAAGCUUGGCAGGGGAACACCAGCUCUGCUAUCUGAGAACAGUGGCGUCCACACACCCCUCCUCCCUCUGCACUGGCCCUUAGGCCUCACUUCCCAUCAGCCCCAGACCCCUCAGGACUUGAGGCAUCAUUGCUCACUCGAGCCUCUCCUGGUUUGGGUUUGCCCCUCCCUACUGUCCCUGAAUUGGCCUUUUCUGAUUCUGGGGCCUUGAGCAGGGCCCGAGGGCACAAGGCAAUCAGCUUGCCAGGCGUCCCCACAAGGAGACUUACUGAGCUCUCCUCUGUGCUCAAACUUACUCACAUCCAUCCUCUCCCUCAGGUCUCUGGACAGUCCUCUGGGGUCCUGAGUGGUCCUCUGGGACCUUUGGGCAGUCCUCUAGGGUCCUGAAUGGAUCCCCACUUUAUAGAUGAGGAAAACUGAGAAUCAGAGAGGGAAAGUGCCUUGCGUGAGGCCACACAGAGAGGGAGGACAGAGCCAGGACUCAUACCCAAGUCUAUUGGCCUCCAAAGUGCAUGUUCCUUCCCCUCCAGAGUGUGCCCUCAUGUCUAGAGUGGGCUUUCUAGACGCUGGGGUUUAGGAGGCUGAUGUAGGUGGAGGGACUGGGAUUCUAAUAGGUAGCGAGGCUGGCAAGGGAGGCCCCGAGGGAGGGGUUUUGCAAGGCAACAGCUUCAGACCAUGGCAACACAGCCCACAGAGAGAUGACAGAGGCCAGCACUGCUCUCAUUCAGAUGCUGGUGCAAGCCCCCUCUGUCCUUCAGGCCUGGACUCUGGACGUUUGGGUUGGUAAGCAUGCACAACGCUCCCUGCAACCAGCCUCCGGGGCCUCAUCCCCCAUUGAUGGGGUCUGCUGGUGUCAGGGAGCUUGCAGGGUAGAGGACUGUGUCGAGCCUCCCUACCCACAGAGGCAGUGGAAGGUAGUGGACCCUCUAGGGUCUCCUAGGAGACCAGGCAGCCCUCAGAGCUGACCUAGACUCACCACAGGGGUCUCAGAGCAGCAAAGUUGACUGGGUGGGCGCUGAUCAUUUGAUCAUCCCUGCCUCCUGAGGGGACCUCCCUGUGGCAGACAAGGGAUGAGACAGAGCCAGGGCAAACCCCCAGGAACUAUGCCCAGCCUUUGUCAGGACCACCUCCUUGUCCAGGAGCUGUCAAAAGUCACCACCCUGAGGGCUGGAGGAAUGUGACUUGCAGUGUGACUGGGGCAAGCCCCUGUCAGGCUCUCUGUGACCCUCAUAUCAAAACAUGGGCGAGGCUCCUGGCCCUUCCCAACCUCCCAGAGCCUCAGCCACACCUCGGUCUCCAGGACCUCCAUUCCCGCGGCGCUGCACCCUGGCACCCGGGUGGCCAGCUGGAGGCAGCCUGGGUUUCAGCCUGCGCUUGGGACGUGGUGCUGGAAAUGCCAGGCCAGAGUUCUGGGAAAGAGACAGUAUUGGCGGCGGCAGCAAGAGGGCCUGAAGGUACCCCGGGGCCUCUGAAGCCAAGGUUGGGACUGCCCCACCUUAGGCCCACCUGAAAAAUAUGGGUGGAUGGUGGGAAUUCCCCUGUUAUCUCCUAAUUGGGCCAGAUGUUCAAUGAGAGCAGGCUGAGGUCUGAGCUUCUGCCUCGGCAACCCCAAUCCCAGGCCUCCUCCAGGCCAUGGAAUAAGCCCACGUGGGGCGGCCAGGGCGGCCAGGGCAGUCGUUGGGAGCCAGGCUCCAGGCUGAGUGUCUCCAUGAGCUUAGGCAGGUCCCUCCCUCUCAGGGAAGACUUGGGUUCUCCAUCUAUGCAAUAAUCCUGGGCAGGUUGGUCUCAUGUAAGAGGCUGCAGGGGUCUGACUCUGUCCUGUAGGAGUGUGGCCCAUCCAGAAAGGCACCCUGGAAGGGGACGACAUGAGUUUUGGAGGGUAACUAGGAGUUCACCUGGUUGGCAAUGCAGGGAAGGGCAUUCCACACAGAGGGAACAGCAUGAGUGAACGUCCCCAUCCUUUGUUCUCCUGCUCUUUCGCACUGGCAAUAAGCCACCUUCCAUCUGUGGCAAUGCAGCUCACAUUUCCUGUGGGGCCUUGGCCAAGUCAUUUCUCCAUUCUGAGUCUCAGUUUCCUUAUCUAUACAAUAAGAAUAAUGAUAAUGAUGACUAUAGCAACAAUAAAGAUGUUUGGAAAGAGUC